This is a messenger RNA of Dovyalis caffra, 546 nucleotides long. The record is from the annotation of a GenBank genome assembly. Lineage: Eukaryota; Viridiplantae; Streptophyta; Magnoliopsida; Malpighiales; Salicaceae.
AUGUCAUUGGCACGUCAGGACUGCACUUUAAGAGAUGAUGAAUACAAGAGAAGACACCGAUGGGUUGAAUAUGCUGAGAAGAGUCGCUACAAUGCUUCCCAAGUACCACCAGAAUGGCAUGGUUGGCUUCACUACAUAACCGAUCACACUGGGGAUGAGCUUCUGAUGUUGAAACCAAAGAGGUAUGGUGUUGAUCACAAGGAAAAUCUCUCUGGAGAGGGAGAGGAGUACAUAUACCAUUCAAAAGGACAUGCCCUCAAUCCUGGGCAGAAAGACUGGACCAGAUACCAAUCUUGGGAACCCACUAAGACCAAAGCAGCUGAGAUUAAUUUAGCUACUUUGGCAAGUGCUGCCAGCGUUCUUGUGUUGAAAACCUUUGGAAGGGAAAUGUAUGAUUCCUGCUCUGCACAUGUUAAUGCAGCCCCUAUAAGGUCCACGAACAAAAGGGUUCAUUAUUCUGUUCCAAGGAUCCAUUUUGCUUUGCCUAUAUUAGUCGAUAGGUUCUAUAGCAAAUCAAUGAGAAUCAGGGCCUUCAAGUGUAAUUGA